AUGGUACAUAGGUGUAGGACCAAACUUACUCAAACUAAACUUGAAACAUACAUCACUGUUCUCAUACGCUGUAUCAACAGUGAUACACCCAUUCGGAAGCAUUUCUCGACUGCCGAAAUUAUUGAGAUUUUACAUUAUGGAGCAGAUUUAUUCUUGAAAGGGCCAAUUUUGAUAGAAUUUAAUUUAACAAACGAUGGCCUAAUUGUAGUCGGUAAUUUAUGCGGUAGCAUUCAUUCACUCUUACGAGUGUUUGAUGGUUUUGGAUUACCUCCAGUAAGGCGCUAUUUAUUUCUUGGUGGCUAUGUUGGUCGUGGAAAACACCAAAUUGAAAUAAUCAUACUACUUAUACUGAUGAAGCUUCGAUGGCCAGAAGAUGUGAUUCUUUUGCGCAGUAAUCAUGAAACAAUGGAAGCGAUAGACACUAAUGAUAUGCCAUCAACAAGCCAUCAACAACAUUUUGCUGAAGUGUGUCAGUCCCAAUUCCCUUCAGAGCCAAACAUGUAUUUUAUGUUCAAUCAGAUGUUCGACGUGAUGCCCAUUGCAGCAGCUCUUUCAAAACGCUAUCUAUGCUGCAGUGGUGGUGUAAGUCAAUGGAUGACCUGUCUUGAUAAUAUACGUAACAUCCCUCGACCCAUCUAUGCGAACAAAAUAAAAUUUUUGGAAGCAUGUUUGGUGGCAGAUAUCCUUCAUGCUCAACCAAAUAAUGCAAUAGAAAAAGCAUUUGAACCAUCAAGAUCAGGCGUGAGCUAUAUGUUUAGCAAGAAAGGUCUUCAGUCAGUGUUGAAUGCACUAAAACUGAAGACAUUAAUAAGAAUUGGCGAGGAAAAUUUUAGUCAUAAGUCUGACAUAUAUCGAGUUGGUGUGAUUCGAAAUUUCAAUGAUGAUACAUGUUACACUGUUAUCACCUCACCAGAUCCACAUGUUAGUUCUUGUUCAACUAUACAUCUCGUUUGUAGUUAUAAGUGUCACGCUGUUGAAGAAGUAAAUCUGCCUGAGGAUCAUAUGGAUACAAUAGUGAUAACAUGUCGUAGAAUUAUGAGUAAAUUAGAAACGAGCUUUGAAACAAAUUUUACGCAGAGAUCAAGAUCUGAACUUUGCAAUUGGUGCAUGGAAAUUCCACGUAGUCAUUCCGAUUUGAGAGCUCGUUUUUAUACGCACCGCAACAUGGAUAUUUGGGUAAAGAAGUUUGCAUACGAUUGGGCACGAGCGGAUGAGAUUUUUUUACUGAACGAUAACUUACAUCAAUCUAAUCCAAUGAACCCAUCUCACGAGGAAAGACGAAUUCGACGAAGCGCUGAAUUGUUUCCUUCUUUUUACGAUUUGCGAUUUUUAAAAGGUGGCCAUCCCACUAGGGGUGGCACUUUUCGGGUAUAUAUCAAUGAUGAGGAUGAUGAGCAUCAACAGUUUAUGAAAACAAUCUAUCCGGACUCGCAUAAUCUUUUUGUCCCAGAACCAUUUUCGACACAAGAUCCGAGCCUAUUGGAUGUCGAUAUGACAGAAAGCGAUGAGUUAGUGCCGGAAGAGGAGAGAAUAACAUAUAUACAACGGAUUCAAGCAUUUUGGCAUCAUUUAUUUCGUUGUUUUAGGAAUUGUCGCGUUGUAAACAAACAGUUAAUCUAUAAAGCCGCGUUAAAUCUUGUGUUGCCACACUUUGAACUUACAACUGUCAUCCCUUUUGGCGCGGUUGAUUGGUGUGGGAUCGGCUGUGAUGGUAUUUUAGAGAUGAAACGGGGAGUGGAUGAGACGUCGGCAUGUGCGGGUGAAGAAUCUGGUGAUCGUGGAUCAGAAGGGAAACGUAUGAGACAAAAUAAUUUGACAGAUAGACUAUAUUUCAAUAAAGUUGUAGGUCUCGCUGAGCAGUACAAUGCCAAUGCUUUUUCGCUUGCGGAAUUGUUGGAACUUAUCUCACCCGUGGCAUCAAUCCAUUUCAAUUUCAUGGUUGAUCUCCGUUGGCUACUUACGCAGUAUCCGGGCCGAUUACGACAAGGGCCAAUCACAUUAAUUGUGGGUGAAAGAAUGGGGACUGAUUUUACGUUGACCAAAACUGCAGUAAAGCAUUGUGGAGCAACUAACGUCAGUGUUGGACGAGCACGUCUAAUGAUACCGUUCGGGACUCAUCAUUCCAAAAUUUCCAUUUUUGAAAGCAGUAAUGGGAGAGUGCAUAUUAUCAUUGCAACUGCUAACUUGUUGGAAAGCGACUGGAACUUCAAAACUCAAGCAUUCUAUCACUGUAGUGGAAGUGAACUGACUGCCAGUGACAAUUGUAACCGAAAUGGAUCAAAUUUCCAGACUGAUUUAGUAAAAUACUUGAACGAAUAUAAAACAAGUCAGGAUUGGGGUCUUAUCGAACACUGGAGAGAUCGCGUUGCUAACAUUGACUUAUCUCAUGUCAAUGCACGAGUUAUUUACUCUGUACCAGGAACUCAUAAAGGCGUUCAAUUGACGAAAUAUGGUCACCCAAGAUUGCGUGUAGUACUGAAGGAAUUGUUCAGAAAUGUUAAGAUAGACGAUUUCACUUAUCAUGCUCAAUUCAGCUCAUUUGGUAGUCUUGGAGCAGCACCGCAAAAUUGGCUUACGGGACAGUUUUUAAACAGUCUUUCUGGUGGAGCAGAAACAGAUGGCGAACACUUGCGAAUUAUCUAUCCGUGCGUGGAAGACGUUCGUACUUCUAAUGAAGGAUACGAAGCAGGUGGCUCACUUCCUUACAGUAAUAGUGUAGCAACAAAACAGCCAUAUUUGCUUAAUUUCAUGCACAAGUGGCGCAGUGAUCGUCUAGGGCGUUCUCAUGCUAUGCCACACAUCAAGACAUAUGCGGCUUUUGCUAAGAACUCUCUAAAACCAUCUUGGUUGCUUGUUACAAGUGCCAACCUUUCUAAGGCGGCUUGGGGUGAUUACCAAUUGAAAAAAACACAAUUAACUAUUCGAUCGUAUGAAUUUGGCUUGUUGUUCACUGAUCCUGAAUCCUUGGAUAUGUUGCCAUAUGAUUUACCCUUGACAAAGUAUGAUGAUGACGACCGUGUAUGGAUAGUAGAUAAAACAUACAGGAACCCAGACGUAUUGCACAAAACUUGGCCGUAA
Messenger RNA from Cercopithifilaria johnstoni, 3078 nucleotides. The record is from the annotation of a GenBank genome assembly. NCBI's taxonomy places the organism in Eukaryota, Metazoa, Nematoda, Chromadorea, Rhabditida, Onchocercidae.